AUGAUUUAAUUUUAUGGAGGCAGCUCUAUUGAAAUACCUCCUGCAAAAUAAUUGUGUCCCAUAAAUAUGAAUCUUUUUAAAAAACAAAAAGAACCUUAAAAAUACAUAGAAAAAUGUUUUUUAGAGGCUAAAAAGACUGCUUAAUAUGAUUUUGGUGUUGAUUAGAUGACAGUUAAAGCUCUUUAUGAAAUUCUAAGGAUUAUGGGAUUUUUUCCAAAUGAAUUUCAACUUCACGAGGGAUUUGAGUAUGGAUGCUUUUAAAGCAAAUACUCCAAAUAUCUAAAGAAUUUUACAAAAUCUGGUAUUGCAGAGAUAUAAUCUGAUGUAAAAUAGUAAAAGUUAAAAUCUGAUGUUGCUAUGAUUGCAAAAGAUUCAAAAGAUGGUAAUGCAGCUAGAUUUGAUUUAGCAAGCUAUUGUGAAUGGCUAAUAAAUAAUAUGAGAUAACUUAAAUAUGAUCCUUAUUUUUUAAGCUAAAAUAAUUCUAAUAACAAUAACAGUAAAAGAAGUUUAAUAGGAAAUUAUUCACUAAACGAAGAUAGUGGAUAUAAUAUUAGAGAUAAAAGCUUUGAUUUUGGCUCAAAUAAUAAAAAUUUACAGUAAUAAAGAAGUAAAAGGGCUGUAUCUACAUCAAAUGCAAAUUAUAUAUAGAACAAUUAAAUAUCUAAAGCUCAACAGCUUUUUGAAGAUAAUAAAGCUAAAUAGUAAAAAUAAAUGCAAGACCAAGUAAACAAUUUAGUUAACAUAUUUGAGAAAAUAGAUUCCCUUCGUAAAGAUAAAGGUCUAAUGCCUCUGGAUUUAAGUGAUUCUUCAUCAGAUGAGGACGAUUUUAACAUGACAGAAGAAGAAAAAGCAUAUAAAAAUAAAAUGAAAAAGAAAUAACUUAUAAGAAACAUUCCAUAUGAUCCAGAUAUGCAUGAACUAAAUUAAGAAAUUAGCCAUUUGAGAAAUGAAGCUCAAAAUGAAAUAAAGAGUUUUAUUGAGAAAUGCAAGCACAAUCCAUCUAUGCGUUUUAGACUAGAAAAGUCAAUAAAUAAAUUUUAGAAAGACAGAAUAGAAGCAAACGAAAGAAUAGGAAAGAUAGGAGCAGUCAAUGCAUAAAAAAGAAUUACUACAACUAAAAAGAAUUAAACAUAAAAAGAGCUUUCAGAUGAAGAAUUUAUUUAAAAAUAUGAAACGAAUUUGAUAAGAAAUUUGAGAAUAGAGUAUCUAAUGGAAAAGACAGAUAAGCCCAAAAUGAAUUUUUAACAACAAAUAAAACCUGGAAGUGUUUUAGAGAAAAGAUUAAAUAAGUUAAUAAGAGAAAAAGGAAAUUACUAUUGA
This is a messenger RNA of Tetrahymena thermophila SB210, 1320 nucleotides long. RefSeq lists its product as hypothetical. Lineage: Eukaryota; Ciliophora; Oligohymenophorea; Hymenostomatida; Tetrahymenidae. The transcript has a single exon. The record is from RefSeq and is a predicted model, not a curated record.